Marasmius oreades (fairy-ring Marasmius) is the source of this 1269-nucleotide messenger RNA. RefSeq lists its product as uncharacterized. The record is from RefSeq and is a predicted model, not a curated record. NCBI's taxonomy places the organism in Eukaryota, Fungi, Basidiomycota, Agaricomycetes, Agaricales, Marasmiaceae. The transcript has 5 exons. Gene Ontology annotation, molecular function: protein binding. Bases 1 to 1269 code for a protein of 422 amino acids.
AUGGACGACUCUGAAGGGCAUCACGAUCACGAUCGCGAGUACGGACAAGACGAAACUCUAGAUGAAGAAUUCAUAGAUCAAGAAGACGUUUUGGCGGAGGUGCCUCUCGAUGGAGAUCAUCCUAUGGACGAAGAUGACGAAGAACAAGACACUCUUGGGGAAUUGCAGGCGGGACCCUCGUCUCUAGAGGAAGACAAUUCAGUUCAGGCUUUCACCAAUCACAGAGCGUCGGUCUUCACCGUCGCCGUACAUCCCACAGAACCAUUGGCAGCAUCUGGGGGUGAAGAUGAUCUUGGCUACGUCUGGGACAUAACGGACGGAGAAGUUCUCAUUAAGUUGACUGGACAUACUGAUAGUCUGUCAUGUAUUGCAUGGAGUUAUGACGGCGAAAUGCUGUCGACCGGCGGUAUGGAUGGCAAAAUACGACUGUGGAGGAGAGUCGGGAAGGAGGAUUAUCGAACCUGGGAAUUUUUAACGGAACUACAAGGCCCCGAUGAAGUGAUGUUCUUGAGAUGGCAUCCAAAAGGAAGCGUGCUCAUUGCCGGUUCUAAUGACUCGACGCUAUGGCUCUGGCAAUUACCUUCAGGAAAGACAAUGCAAGUUUUCGCUGGACAUACCGGCUCCGUCCAAUGCGGCGACUUCACACCAGAUGGAAAACGGAUCGUCUCUGCAUGUGCAGACGGGACGCUCAUUUUAUGGGAUCCACGCUCUCCGACACCUGUGUUCAAACUCACACCUGAAGAUGCACGGUUCAACCUCGAUGGAAUCACCUCAAUAGGUGUUAAUCCGUCCUCGACUUUGGUUGUAGUGGGUGGUGCUGCGGGUAGUGCCAGAGUGAUAAGUCUCUCAAAAGGGGACAUUGUUGCGACCCUAGGUGGACAUACUGAGGGGGAGAGCAUCGAAACGGUGGCCUUUGUUGACAUCACAGGAAACGGGUCGGAAAUUGCAGCUACCGGUGCUACUGACGGGAAAGUAUGUCUGUGGGAUCUCAGCACCAUGCGUUUGCGCACUACUCUAGAACAUGAAGACGCGGUGACAACCUUACUGUCUGUCCCAAACCCCAAGAGUCAUUUACUAGUAUCGGGUUCUGCCGAUAAGACUCUUCGCACAUGGGACGCCCGGACAGGAAAACUACUGAGGACACACAAAGGACACAAUGCACCCAUACUAGGCGCCUCUCUGGGAUUGGGUGGCACUGUUGUGGUCAGUGCAGGUGAUGAUGGGGUUUGUUUAGUGUUUACUACAGAAGCCACUGAGGACGAUCAGUAA